CCAGAGUAAUGAUAUUCAAAGUAAAAAUCCUUGGCUAUAUACAGAACUUGACUCAAAACAAUAUGAAGAGUUAUUUUAUUUUUCAUCAGGUAUGAGUAAUGAAAUUAAUGAGAAACUUACUAAUUAUCUUUUAACUAUUUUAGAUAAGCUUUGCAUUGAGAAAAAUCAAGAAACAAAUAUAAUUAACAAAUUGGUUCAUCA
This is a messenger RNA of Dentiscutata heterogama, 201 nucleotides long. The record is from the annotation of a GenBank genome assembly. NCBI's taxonomy places the organism in Eukaryota, Fungi, Glomeromycota, Glomeromycetes, Diversisporales, Gigasporaceae.